AGUAGGCUCUCACUCUCAGCUCUUCUGCCUCUGCAGGCUGCAACCUGCGUCUGCAUCUCUGCCUGGUUUAUAAUUUUUGCCUUUAAGUUAGCUGUAACUGGACUGCAAGUUGCAACAUUAAUAUUACGUGAGAGUUGAAUUGCCACCACUGCCCACAGCCACAAGGCACAAGUCACAACACUAUGACACUGUCUCAUCUUCACGCAGUCACGCUCACCGUGUCACCAGCUUCCAGUGGAAAGGAUUUAUUUCACAAAGAAAACAGAACCCAACUUUCUAUAGUCACAAGCCUCUGAAGCCAGAAGCAAAGACUUGGCAUGGCACCUCCCAGGCUCUCUGCCACUUCCCUCUUGCCCAGCGGGUCCCAAAUUCUAGUUACAGUCCUACAAGCUCUGCCUGACAUAUUGCUUGUGGGUGUGGACCAUCAGGAGAAAUAUUUUCAGGGAGUCCUUCUGGAUUCCGCCAUUGGUCGACUGCCGUGUGGAGUCUAUCCCCCUGGCGGCUGCUACCCUCCCCCACCCGACCUGUCAAACAACAAGCUCUAUUCAGUGAAGCGGCGUCACUCUUACUUCUGCGGUGACUCUGACAUCAGCAACGCUGAUAAUGCAACCAAUAAAUCUGUUACUCAGAAACGUACGAAACCUGGGAGCCGACCAUCUGUGAGGCUGCGACCAAGACACGUCCUUUGUUCUGGCUGUCGCCAGGUGUGCAAUGAAAACAAUGAGAGAGUUGGCCAUGCCAAGUCCGUUGCAAGCAAUCAUGCUGCGUCUGCCCCAACUGGCAAUGACAGGAAAACAGACGCCGAGUUUCCAUCUGUAAAAGUUGUAGAAAGAAGUUCUAUUCAAAAUGAAAAUGUGGACGCACAGGCUUGUAAAACUCGGUCUGGUGUUUGCACGAGGAAAAGUGGUAAGCAAAAUGUUCCUGCAAGUAGAGAGACCACUUCCAAGGACUGUAAUAGUACUUCAGGCUCAAAAAACUCGCAUAAAAUUAGUCUGAACAGUAAGAUAUCACAAUCUAAAAGCUUUGAAGAAACAAAAUCACGAAGUAUUCGUUCUACGCGUAGAACAGUUGACUUGCAGGUCACAUCACCACACACCAAUAAAAGAAAACAUGAGCAGCCUACAUGUGCACCUGUUUCGGUACCCAGAUUAAAAAAAUUGAAAGCUAGCGAAACAGAAAGUGCUAAUAAUAGUCAUGGCGAUUGUCAACCAGCACCUGCUUUGAAGUCAGCUGGUUCCUUGGUCAUAAAUGAAGUUAAAUGUGAUCUACGUCUGGCAGGUUCGAGAGCUUCCCAGCCUGCUGAGCUCGAGCCUUGUAUCAAUUCAAAGCCUCUUCUAGUCUCCAGUUCCAAGAUUGAAAGUGAAGAAAAAAUUUCUUCUGGUCAAAUUCCAAAGUUGCGUUUCUCAUCUGUAAAUAACAGAAUUGCUAAAGUUACUCUCACAACUUAUGACCAAAGUCUGUCACAAAGCAGCAAAAAACGGACUUCCAAGGCUCCUCAGAGCUGCAGACUGACAGUCCCUAAAAUGGUGCUUUGUAAACCGUCAAGUAUUCCUUCAGAAGCGUUCGUACCGACACAUGAGUGUAAUCAAGAACAUACGAGCUCUUCAAGCGCCUCUGUGCCGAAGGUUACUAUUCUUCCUUUCUCAAAUAAAUCAAUCAACGAAAAUUGCCUGUCAGAUACAGUGGAAGAAGUUCAGGCUGAAAAACAUGUUGCUGAAGAUGGUGGUCAGGCCUCAGACUGUGACGACACAGGUUCUCUAAAGCAUGCAGCUCCUCUCCUGAAGAUAUGCAUCGCUCCUGAUGGUACGGGCACCAUAAUGAAUAUUGCACCAAAGCCUGAAGUGCCACCCUCGCUUGAAGAUAAUAACUGUCACCCUGUCUCUAGCAGCCACAAAGGUGUUGCUAAUAAGGCGGCCAGGAAGGCACUCAAGAGAGCCAGAAAAGAGGCGCAGAGAAAGCUAAUGAUGAAAGGUUCUCCUUCAUACUCAUUAAUAGGGGGAGUCUCCCCUAGGUAUGGAAGUAUGUCGCCCCUCGGACUUGGAAGCCUAUCUCCUGCACGGUCCUGUUGGCAAUCCGAUAGAUUUGCAUAUAUGAUGAGCACUAAACACAGCUUGUCGUCACCGGGUCGAGUGGGCGAUUCUUCACCCGUUCGAUGGAAUGGAACCUCACCAGCAAGACUCAACUGCCUGUCACCUUCCAGAAGAAGUGAUGAUAAACCUCCUAAUUCUUGCAACAUUUGGGAGGCAUCAUCCAAAGAGAACGCUUGCGAAACCCAGCUCACUGAAACGAAUAUACCCAAGAAACACAGACACAAAGUUAAGCACAAGAAAAAACACAAAGAAGACCGUAAACCUAAGGGAAUAAUAACAAACGACCGCGAUGAGCAGAGUUUGCUGUUACCAUCGUGUGGUGCAGCUCCUCAUGCCUCAGACUCUGCCAGGCGUGACCACAACGAUCCACAAAUAUCCCGUGCUAAUUCUCCUAAGCAAAAAUUAUCACUUUCAAUCAAACGGGUGAAGAAUGAUGAAUUUGCGUACGUAGCUCACGACUGUAGCUCAGAAGAGAGUUACUCCUCUGGAUCUAUCAGAGGGUCCGAGCCAGAAAAUGUUCUAGAAAGUACCACUAAGGAGACAAUAAAAAAAGAUCCAAUCGUUUUCAGACGUUCUCCUGUCGAAUUGAACGUCGAGGAGCGUUCCCUUGAAGAACAGGCAGGUAGAUAUGACAAGAUGACAAGUUCCUCUGGAGAACCGGUGAUAGGUGAUGACAAGACUAGUUCUUCUGAAGCUACAGCAGAAGGUGAGGACAUGACAAGUUCCUCUGAAGAAUCUGCGGGAGGUGAGGACAACAAAAGUGUCUCUGAAGCACUAGCGGACGACAAAGACGGCGCCAAGAUACUCUCAGGGGCCUCCUCAGUGUCUAAUGCCAUCGUCAAAAAACAACUACCUGGAACCUCGGCUCUACUUACAACCGACCUCGAUAGGAGCUCCCUUGAAGCGACAGUCGGGCACGAGAACAACGGCAAAAAACGUGCCUUUGUGGACUCUUCGAGCUCCUUCGUGAGCCGAGGCGAAGACUCCAGCGACGAUCAAGGUGAUGUGCCAGCUUUCCCCUCUGUGCCGUCGACUUCUGUGUCAUCCGAAUGGCGGGCACUGCAUUACUGCUUCAUCAGAACCUCCGCUUCCCGACCAGCUCACGUCAAGGAUGACGUCCGUCUGGAAGCCCCCAAGCAAGAGGAUUGUGUCCAUCAACUCGAUGACUGGGUCAGGCUUGCUGUGGGAGACGUGGUCUGGGCGAAAAUUCUUGGCUUUCCAUGGUGGCCCGCGCUGGUGACACACUUGAGUACUCGUUACAUAGGCAAGAGGAACGCAAGCGACACGUCCGCCCUCGAGCGAGUGCAUAUGCGCAGUGAAAGCGAUCACUCGCAGCACGAGGCUCGGGUCAAUUGGUACGGCAGCGCGACCACCUCCACCCUCCACCCCUCAAGCCUCAGGCCCUUCUUGCUCUUCUUCAAGCAGUUCUACGUGAAGAAGAAGCGUGGACCCUACAGGACUGCAGUCAAAGAGGCCCUCGCUGUGGCAGAGUCACGUCUCUACCAGGAGGCCAUCGACCCCAACACUGAAGUCAGUGCGACUGCGCCUCCUACUGAUGAUAGUGCCUCUGCACUAUCUGCUGAUGACCGUACCACCGCACUGCUUGCUAAUGAUAGUGCCACUGCUCAAUUUGUAGUGGGCAGUGUCGUUAGAAAAUCUUCUGAUGACAGUGCUGCUGCACAAACAGUUACUAAGUGUGCAACGGCCACCUUAAUGGUUACAAAAAACUUUAAUCCGUCCAACUCAAUUGCUCACAGCUCCCCUUUGAGUCCUAAGGCUCUUUCCUGCCAUACUUUUACAUCUGCCAUUCCCUGCAGCUUUCCUCUCCGUAUCUCCACGCCUCCUGCCAGCUCCUCUCUCCCUUUUUCUACGGCUUCACCCAGCUCCUCACACCCGAGUUCCACAGCCCUUCUUAGCUCCCAUCUCCCAACAUUUGCGUCUUCCUCAGUGACCUGUAAUGAAUCAGCAAUCGUAGCGUAUGCAGGCACCGACGACGGCAGUGAGAGCCUGUAUCAAGCGCGCCGUACGCCUGAUGCUGCAAGAACCAUAGCGCCCUCAGGUCCUUCACAGGACUCAUCGUGGCUAUCCCAGACAACACCAGCUGAGGCCGCCAGUAACGUCAGCCUCUUGCUAACAGAAGCAAUCUUUUCGACGCGCCAAACUUCCAUGACUAACAGCGUUGCUACGAACGCCACGUUGGAAAAUCGUGAAAUUUGCCUUAGUGAGGAGAGGGGCAAGAGCAAGUCAUUACGUGGCGCCUCCGAUGCUCGUGCAAAAACACUCUGUGGUGGCAUCGAGGCUGUGGCAAAGCCAUUCAGUGGCGCUUCCGAUGACGUGACUUCGCAACUGGUUAGCGGUAAUAAGGCGGGGGCUGCUGAGGACGCAGCCAUGGCAGCACGAGAUCAGGGGGUGAAGGUUGAUCAUCUGAGACGCCUGGGGAAAGCUGACGAUCCCCCAAGGCGCUCCUCGGUUGAGGUGAGCCCUGUCAGAAGAGUCCCCGCGUUGAGGGUACAAAGCUUCUCAGCCAUCGUCAACCCCUGCCACUCUCCCUCGUCUGGGGGUUCUCUUGGCAAUGAAUCCCCCAGCUCCCCACACCCCGUCGAUGUCUUCAGUUGAGACUAAUAACAUGGCUUGUUCUUUAUUGACUUAAUCAAAGUCUCUGCGAUUAUAUGUUGAAUAGAAGAGUAGUACACGUGUCGGUAAUUCUUGGUGUAGGUAGAAGACAUCUGGCCCGCCAUUCGACGCUUCACGGUUUCUUCACGUGACGCAGAAUUCGAUUCUAACACCUCAAGACGGGGCUGAGGUAGCGGCUGACGCCUAUCUUCAGCAUCGAAAAUCAAUGUCCUCAUAAGACAUGUUCUUAAUGCACACAUUUGUACGUGAUACUCGCUUAAAAUAAUAUGCCCCUGUUGGAUGUUUGUACAGAAUAGUCUUGUAGAAUUAAGGAGUUAUUUGUGGUGCUGUGAGAGAAUAUGUUUUAUUGACUGUUUCGUACGUAAACGAUUGCGUUAAGUGGAAAUUUUUAAUAAUUUUUAAUUAUUGUUGUCUUACUGUUCAGUUAUCUCAUGGUUUAAAUUCUUCCUUUAAUUUUCUUCUCAUCUAGAGCAUUUUUGUACUAUGCAUAGCCUUUGCUUUCCGCUAACCACGUCUUUUAAGCCAGAGUUCUAUUGUCACGUCUUCCAAGUCGUGGUUCUAAUGCCACGUCUCUCAAGUCGUGGUUCUAAUGCCACGUCUCUCCAGUCGUGGUUCUAAUGUCACGUGUUUCAAGUCAUGGUUCUAAUGCCACGUCUCUCAAGUCGUGGUUCUAAUGCCACGUCUCUCCAGUCGUGGUUCUAAUGCCACGUUAGGUGUUGGAUUACCGAAUUAUUUCUCGAUUGAAUUACGUGCAGAUCCAGACCAAGGGCAGUAAAAUUCGCCCAAAUUUGUUCAUGUUUAUUGUGAUGCUUGCUAAGGUUAUGCGUUGGCAAAGGUUGACUAUUGCUUAUGUUAGUCUGUAGUUUCCACAAUAAGCCUGGAGAACAAUUUGGUCGGCGCGAUGAAUACAUGGCAAUUGUUUCAUGCUUUUUAACGUGUCAAUUUCAUUGUAAAUUAGUGGCUAAAAUACAACUUGCAUAUACAAGUGAGAUCUA
This is a messenger RNA of Hyalella azteca, 5719 nucleotides long. RefSeq lists its product as uncharacterized. The record is from RefSeq and is a predicted model, not a curated record. The coding region runs from base 318 to 4706 and encodes 1462 amino acids. NCBI's taxonomy places the organism in Eukaryota, Metazoa, Arthropoda, Malacostraca, Amphipoda, Hyalellidae. The transcript has 5 exons.